Molecule: messenger RNA, 2192 nt
Organism: Tripterygium wilfordii
Lineage: Eukaryota; Viridiplantae; Streptophyta; Magnoliopsida; Celastrales; Celastraceae
Product: UDP-glucosyltransferase 29-like
Exons: 1
Coding region: 444-1772 (442 amino acids)
Molecular function (GO): UDP-glycosyltransferase activity
Source: RefSeq, a predicted model, not a curated record
GUCAGAUCUGACCAAUAGUUGAGAUCGAAGAUGAUAAAAAAAAUCUCCACACCACAAAUCGUCAUCUGACCACCGUUUCAGACAAUCGACCUACAAGCUACAACUAGAAACGCGCUAGAAAUUAAGCUUGAAGUAGUGACACUGUCGACUCUUCCCAUCUUCGAUCAGACCAACUCUAACGUCCCCUCCGGUCAUCGACGAUACUAUUCAACUACUCUUGACUAGUCAUUGGAAUCUGGCGUCUCGUGUACGACUCAAACAGGUGAAACUUUGUGUUUUUUUAAAAAAUUAUCAUCAACUUUAAUUUCAGUUAUUGGUCAGAUUCAACGGUUGAGAUUAGAGACAUGUAUAGAAGAAUUCUCCUAUAUAAGUAUAUAUAGAACUAAAGUAGACUCAAAUUGAUAGAAAGAAAAAACUAGAGAUCAGCAAGAGAGAGAAAAGGUAUGGAAGCUAGGCAGAAAACUAUUAGUGUCUUGAUGCUCCCAUGGCUAGCUCAUGGUCACAUAUCUCCUUACCUAGAGCUAGCCAAGAAACUCACAAAGAGAAACUUUUACAUAUACUUUUGUUCAACACCAAUCAAUCUCAAUUCAAUCAAACCAAAAAUAUCCCAAAAAUACUCACUUUCAAUCCAACUAGUGGAACUCCAUCUCCCAUCAUUGGAAGGCCUUCCUCCUCAAUACCACUCAACCAAAGGCCUACCACCCCAUCUCAUGACAACCCUCAAGAAAGCACUUGACAUGUCAAGCACUAACUUCACCAAAAUCUUGGAACACUUGAAGCCAGACUUGUUGAUCUAUGACUUCCUCAUGCCAUGGGCACCGGAAGCGGCUCAGCGUAUGAAUAUUCUGGCUGUAAACUUCAUGAUAGUCUCGACGGUAGCGAUUGCUUUUGUAGUUCAUAGAGUAAGAAACCCUAGUGAUGAAUUUCCUUUUCUGGAAAUUUUUCUCCAUGACUACGAGAAAUUGUUGCUUGACAAAGCUCUCGAAGAUGGCCGAGACAAAGAUAAGGCCUUUAACUGCUUGGAACAAUCUUGUAAUAUCGUUUUGAUGAAGACUUUUCAUGAACUAGAAGGAAAGUAUCUAGAUUAUCUUUCUGUAAUCUUUAAGAAGAAGAUGGUUCCUGUCGGUCCGCUUGUUCAAGACCCUAUUCAAGAAAUUGAAGAUGGAAGCAAAGAGAUGAUCAAAUGGCUUGACAGGAAGGAACAAUCAUCGACCGUGCUUGUAUCGUUUGGGAGCGAGUGCUUCUUAACCAAGGAAGAAAGGGAAGAAGUAGCUUAUGGACUUGAGAUUAGCAAAGUAAACUUUAUAUGGGUCAUUAGGUUUCAUGAAGAAGAUAAAACCAACCUUGAAGAGUCACUUCCACCCAAAUUCAUCGAUAGGAUCGGAGAGAAAGGGAUUGUUGUAGAAGGUUGGGCACCUCAAGCAAGGAUUCUAAGGCAUUGUAGCAUUGCAGGGUUUGUGAGUCAUUGUGGAUGGGGUUCAGUGAUGGAGAGCAUGAAGUUAGGAGUGCCAAUAAUAACAAUGCCAAUGCAACUUGAUCAACCAUUGAAUGCUAGGUUGGUUGAAGAUGUUGGGGUUGGUUUACAAGUAAAGAGAAACAAGAGUGGGAGGUUUGAAAGGGAAGAGAUAGCAAAGGUGAUUAGAGAGCUAGUGGUGGAGAAAAAUGAAGAUGUCAAGAGGAAAGCUAAGGAAAUGAGUGAGCAUUUGAUUAAUAAAGGAGAGGCAGAAAUUGAUAAAGUCGUCAAUGAAUUGGUCAAUCUAUGUGGAAUUUGAACCACAUCACUAGAUUCAUCUCUCUCUCUUUGCGAUUGCCGACUCCCAUCACCUUCAACCGCGUGUGGAGAGAGUCGAAUUCCGUGGCUGAUAUGCUCUUGCCAAGCAGGGGGCUUUGAGGGAUGACAUGUUCUUGGGUGGUUAGGUGUUUAUUAGCAGCUAGCUAAUAAUGUUGUCUUUGUUGGUAUGCUUCUACAAUUGGAGCAUAACUUAAUUUGGUUUCUUUCAUCUAUGUUGUGGCUGGGUUCUGGCUUCCCUAGUUAGUGUUGUUUUCAGUUGUGCUUCUCCGGCUUGGUAUUGGUUGGGGCUUCUUCUAGUUGUGGUCCUCUGGUUGUUGUUAUCCUGUAGCAGUUGGUUCUGUUCUUAUGCUUCUUGUUGGGAUAUAAUAAAAAAAAAGAUUGUUGUUGGUUUUUGAGGAAA